GGACCGGGGUAUCCUGUAUCUGAAAAAACGAAAAAAGAAAAGAAAAACGAAAUGGUAGCAGAAGGCGGGGAAGGGAAAGAGGGAAAUCAAGCGUACAAGAAGAUGUUGCUAACGUCGAUGUCAGCUAUGGUUGCAGAGACAGCCACAUUCCCCAUAGACAUCACCAAGACCAGGCUCCAACUCUUCCGCACUCAAUCUUCCCACCUCCUUCCCUCCCCCAACGCCUUUAGAGUUGCCUCCGACAUCUUCCAGAGACAAGGUCUCUCCGGUCUCUACCAGGGCCUUUCUCCCGCCAUCAUUCGCCAUCUCUUCUACACCCCCCUUCGCAUCCUUUCCUACGAGCACCUCCGCCUCGCUGUCCCCUCCGACUCCCUCUCUGCCAAGGCCCUAGUCGGUGGCAUUUCUGGCGUCUUCGCCCAGGUUGUGGCAAGUCCUGCUGAUCUUGUUAAGGUGAGGAUGCAAGCAGACAGUCGCCUGGUGGGCGAAGGUCUUCCACCUAGAUACAAAGGCAUCAUUGAUGCUUUAAGCAAGAUCGUGCGGACGGAAGGUUUUUGGGGGCUCUGGAGAGGGGUUUUCCCCAAUUCCCAGAGAGCAUUUCUGGUAAACAUGGGGGAGCUAGCAUGCUAUGACCAUGCCAAGCGUUUCAUUGUCGGUAACCAAGUUUGUGGGGAUAACAUUUAUGCCCAUACAUUGGCGUCUAUCAUGUCUGGCCUUUCAGCAACCACUCUGAGUUGUCCUGCCGAUGUAGUGAAGACGAGAAUGAUGAAUCAGUCUUCCGGCAAAGAUACUAAAUUUCUAUACAGAAAUUCUUAUGAUUGUCUGCUCAAGACAGUGAAACAUGAAGGCAUAUUGGCAAUGUGGAAGGGCUUCUUCCCUACAUGGGCUAGGCUUGGCCCUUGGCAGUUUGUAUUCUGGGUUUCUUAUGAAAAGUUCCGGCGUCUAGCAGGGCUAUCAUCUUUCUAGUGAAUGGUCCUGCGCCUUUACAAUCUAUCUAUUUAGCUAGCUUCAGAUAUGAUCAAAUUCAUGCCCAAACCAUCUUUCAGUUUGGAGGUCCCUACAUUUGGGCGGAUCCUUCCUAUCAGCCAGUUGCACCAGAAAGUUUGUAAAUAAUGGAUGAAUGUAGGAGGUUCUAGAUUAGGAUAGACUCCCACAGUAUGUAGAGAUCUCUGAAGAAUUAUGGAGUUUUCUAGGAUUUCUCUGGUUUAUAAGUUUUGGAUGGUUCUUGGACUGUUGGAUGGACACUAAGGGCCCGUUUGGAUACCACUAAACAAGUUACCUUUUCUACUUACAUCAGUAGAUAAGUAACUUAUUUCAGAUAAGUGAAAGAUGGCCUUGAGUAGCAUUUGAGCAUCGUGUGAGUGCCAGAAUAGCAUUUGGUUGUGCACACAUGUGAAAGAUGGCUUUGAGUAGCAUUUGGGUGUUGUGCCAGUGCUGCACAAGCAAGAGAGCUAAGGUAUUAGAUGAAGCCAUGACUUCAAGUAGCAUUGGGGUGUUGCAGGCUUGUGGAGGCUGAUAGCCAGUGUGUGGGAUCAGGCAACAUUCCCUCUGAUUAGCUGUCAUUUUUUCCUUUUGAAGUUCUAUUCUUCGCCUAGCCUACACGUGUGCAUAGAGCUGCUUGUCUACGUGACAGCACGUGUACUAGGCACAGGGUUGUGUGGCCCAAGCAGUCAAUUCGGCUAGAUACCCCAGCGUGAAAUCAAGAUAUUGGAGUUGUUAGAUGAUUAUUGGACCUUAGGUCUGACAUGUAGCAACUGUCUCACUCCCACAUAUGGUUCAUCCAUAGUUGGGCUCAACAGAUGAUGAUUUUGGGUUAUUUGGUAAUAUUUUGUUGUUCAAGUAUUGAAUGUUAAUGUUUUGAAAUUAUCUUUUCAAGUGA
Molecule: messenger RNA, 1876 nt
Organism: Magnolia sinica
Lineage: Eukaryota; Viridiplantae; Streptophyta; Magnoliopsida; Magnoliales; Magnoliaceae
Product: mitochondrial uncoupling protein 3
Exons: 4
Coding region: 52-963 (303 amino acids)
Biological process (GO): transmembrane transport; response to cold
Source: RefSeq, a predicted model, not a curated record